GGCACCUUAGCUCUCCCACAUGCUCUGGCACGGUAAGAACAUGAGUGGCAAGACCCAUGGCACGACAAGGCUCAGAGAAAAGGCGAACAGGAUGCGUCACCUGCAAAAGAAGAAAGGUCAAAUGCGAUGAAGCACGCCCGGUCUGCAACCGGUGCCACGUCGGAGGCCGGUCUUGCACAUAUCUCAGCCCGCCAAUCGGCUCGUACUCCUGGCAACACCUGUUGCAAGCCAAACCGCCCCUCUUAGCAGUCCCUGGCCCCGGACUACCUCAGCAAGAGGCCCGCAGCCUGGACUACUUUCGCUCCGUUGUGGCCCCAGUACUCGAUGGCUCAUUGGGUAAUGGCUUCUGGACAAACCCGGUAAUGCAGCUGGCUAUGAAUGAGGCGGCGGUGAUGCACGGGAUCCACGCCAUCAGCUUGCUCUACGAAGGGUUCGAGCCAAGCUGGAAGGACUCGUUGUGCGAAGAAGAGGUGCUGAGGCAUUACAACCACGCCUUGCGACUCGUGGCAACAAGCAAGCCGCAAGAGUUCGCGGUUCUCGUUGCGUCGGUACUCUUCAUCUGCAUCGAGUUUCUGCGUGGCAACACAGCAGCUGCGAUUACACACUGUCGGCAUGGGAUUCUCCUCGCCAGGACGUGUCGAGCCCCAGACAGUGCGGCUGCUGAUGUGCUUCAGCACCUCAGCAUCUUCCCGCAUUUCUUCUCGUCUGGAGAGUUCCCGUCCCUAUCGUCGAGGCCGCAAGAAUCUCGCUUCGAGAGUCUAGCAGCUGCUGCCACUGCAAUGGACAAGCUUCUGGCCCAGGCAAUCGGCUUGGUACGAUCUCUGGACGCGUACCGAUUAGGCGCCGACGACUUGAUCAUCCCGCCCGAUGUUUGGAACAUGCAACAGGCAGUACUGAGGGACCUCAUGGUUUGGAAGAUCGCGUUCGAGGCAUUGCCGGUUGACACAGCUGCAGCAGACACUGCACGGUCAUUGCUGCGCAUGAGGUUUUUAGUCGGCUGGGUAUGGACAAGCAUUGCUCCCCACCGAGAGGAAACAGCCAGCGACUGGUUCCAUGCAGAAUUCGCGGAAAUUGUGAGGCUGGCCAAAAUAAUUCAUCAACAGGCAUCAACGACGAAGUUCACUUUCAGCAUGGGCACAGCGCCGCUGUUGCAUUUUGCGGUCAUCAAGUGCCGCCAUCUGGCUACACGACUGGAGGCUCUCAAGGUGCUCCGAGAUUUGGCCAAUGUCAGGGAGUCACUCUGGGAUGCAGAAACCAUGUAUGCGAUCGGAAAGUGCAUAGUGGAGCAUGAGCACGGCAUCUUGGUGGAUGAAGGGCUGCCAAUGACCGACGCGGAGCUUCCUGAUGAUCGGAGCAGGAUCAGAGAUUCAUACGUGGAAGAUGAGGUGUUUGAGCAUCUUGAUGAGCAGGGCAACCUGGUCUUUCGGCGGCGGAUACACCUCGUAUAUCUCGAGGGAAGCGCUGUGGCAGAGAAGUUGGAUUGGAUAUCAAGCUCGGUUAUUACGAACGCUGAAUAAAUGCCAGUCAGGAUCAGUACAACAUUGAG
Microdochium trichocladiopsis is the source of this 1546-nucleotide messenger RNA. Its product is annotated as C6 zinc finger domain-containing protein. Lineage: Eukaryota; Fungi; Ascomycota; Sordariomycetes; Xylariales; Microdochiaceae. Gene Ontology annotation, molecular function: zinc ion binding; DNA-binding transcription factor activity, RNA polymerase II-specific. Gene Ontology annotation, biological process: regulation of DNA-templated transcription. The record is from RefSeq and is a predicted model, not a curated record. The transcript has 2 exons. The coding region runs from base 57 to 1517 and encodes 486 amino acids.